GCAAAUAACACAUCGGCGGAACACAUCUUUUGGUAUCCACGCAGUAGUGAACUGUCAUGAACAAAAAGGCAUCUGGAUUCAAUCGAUUUGACCAAUAUAUCAUGAACGACAUCCCAAUCCGACUCAUACGCCUAUCAGACAUGAAGUUGGUCGGGCGGAAUGAUGUGAGAGAGCACAUCCGGAGUUCUGUCCCUCAAGAUAAAUGGUUCUAUCACCCAUCCUAUAUCGUGAAGCAGACACCGCAGAAGGUCCAGGAUACGAGAAGCUGAAGAACUUCUGCGCAAAAGCCAGGGAGUACAACGUGGAAUUUGCAUGGUCAGAUACCUGCUGCAUUGACAAGAGCAGCAGUACCGAGCUUGACGAGUCGAUUCGUUCCAUGUUUCGGUGGUACAAGAACUCCGCGAUUUGCAUCAUCCAUCUGGCACAAAGCAAGACUAUCAAGGAUAUGGAGUGGGACGAAUGGAUGGAGAGGGGUUGGACGUUGCAAGAACUCCUUGCGCCCGGUGUGAUCAAAUUCUUUAACAAGGAUUGGAUGCCCAUGACAGGUGAUGAAGAUGACAAGAGUGGUGAAGAGACCGAAGUAAUGGAGACUCUGCACAGAGCCACUGGCAUUCCUCAUGAUGACCUACGCACAUUUCAACCAGGUCCGGUCAGGGUAGAUGAGCGAAUGGCUUGGGCAGCCAUGCGCCAGACAACAAGGGUCGAAGAUGUGGCCUAUUCUCUGAUGGGAAUCUUUGAUGUUAGCUUGCAGAUUGCAUAUGGAGAAGGAGGAGACCGCGCAUUCUACAGGCUCAUCGAGGCACUCAUGCAUGCUGGUAGCCCUUCUGUUCUCAACUGGGCGGGCGAAGCUGCGAAACAUCACUCUUCGGCAUGUGCUAUUCCUCGAUCGCCGCGGAGCUUCAUGGGCAGCAAAGGUUCGUGGUUCUGUGAUGGGCGACUAGAGAUGACUAUGACCAGCCUUGGCUUGCGAGUGCCUCUAGUGAUUCUCCCUCUCAACUUUCAUUCGGAAGAGUUUGUGGAGAUUUCGGAUGUUCAAAUUACACUUGACUGCCCGCGAUACCCAACGAUCGUUCCACGGCUCUAUAAUCGUUCGCAGUUACGGUGUGAAACUGUCACCAACGAAUUCGCACUCGGGAUUGUCAACUAUUCGCUGAUCAGUGGUGGAUCACAAGCGGUCUUAGGGGUCCGGGGAAAGUCAGUCGGCGUUAUCCUAACGAGAUAUCCCGUCUCCCGCCAGCCAGCCUGGGCACGUAAACCUAGACGCGAUGACCUUGCAGGGCUUAAAUGCAUCCCUGGUCCCGAAGAGCAAUUCAGUGAAUGGAAGUUAAUAUCGUGGAUAGGCUCAACUCUGGUCCAGGCUUGCUUUCCAAACACGCAGAGUGAAUCACUUAUUUACAUUGAUCACGAAUACCUACAAAUUAUUUACAUAUAGCAUUAGGCCUACAAUAUUGAAAUUAAACGGUAUUGUGGUAUACUUGCUGAUUUUCCGUGCUCGAUCCUUUCU
Molecule: messenger RNA, 1504 nt
Organism: Suillus clintonianus
Lineage: Eukaryota; Fungi; Basidiomycota; Agaricomycetes; Boletales; Suillaceae
Exons: 3
Coding region: 203-1432 (409 amino acids)
Source: RefSeq, a predicted model, not a curated record